AUGUUGUGUAAAAAUUACACCGGUUCGGUUCUCAUCAAACAUGUAUUUGAAUCAUCAUCAAGAACGGCAUCAUCUUUUUCACCACUGCUCCACAAUAAUUCUUCUUCAUUUAAAUUCAAUUUUAGUUCUACGAAUCAAUAUUUCCAACAUUGUAAUUUAUCCUUUUCAUUCCGAAGGAGAAAACAAUCGUAUGAAGACGAUCUCACGAAAGAAAUUAAGCUCCGUGUAGCCUCUGAAUUUAUUUCAUCUCCCGAAGAUGCUAAACGGGCAUUUCGUAACUAUGCUCUUCAAAAGAACAAAUAUUAUGGACCUUCAUCGUGGUAUAGACCCAAAGAAGAUCCUAAACAAGUGUAUGUUCCACUAUGGAUCUUUCAAUACGGAGAUGCAAUUGCAUACAAAGUAAAACUUCGAGCUACGAUUGAUCCCAGAAAACAACGAGAGUUGCUGACACAAAUAUUUGGCGAGUUGGUGGAUGUGCCACUAGAAAAAGAUCCUCUUGUAUUGACACAAAAUCCAGAAGACUUUUCGCAAAGAGAUUUAAAAGAAAAACAACGAGCUCAAAAGAAAAUUUUAAAAGAAUUGAAAUUGGAUGAUGAAAACACACUUCAAGAAUUGGUUAAUGUAUUGAAAAAUGUUUUGAGCAACAAAUUUCAAAUUCAAAAACACAAUUUCACAGUGGAAAACAUGUCAUCCACUGAAAUUACAAUCACUUGUAUUAUUGAUCACAUCAAACUUGCUGAAUAUAAUCAAACAUCAUCAAAUAAUUUGUCAAGUGAUGACUCUUCAUCACAACCCGUGAUCGAUGACAUUACAUAUGUUUAUGCAUCCACUCAAUUUGAACGAAGAUACAUCAAAAGAAUUAUUGAAAGAAUUGAUAGAAAGUAUUUGACAGAUCCUUCAGUAAUUUCAAAAGUUAAUUACAAACUCAAAUGGUAUGAAAAUAUGUGGGACUCGGUUAAAUUGUUCUUCUCCAAAUCCGCGUUCAAACGAGAUUACGAAGUUGAUUAUUAUACCAUCGAUUGGGAGACAAGUUGGUCUCUUGCAUUAGAUAGCUAUAUUCCAGAUUCUAUGCAAAAGCAGCUAUAUCAAAUUAUCGAGAGAAAUAUUUCAACAUCCGAAGAGGCCAUUCUUUUCGAUUCACCAUCAUUAGUGAUUGGUGGCUUCGAUCUGGAGAAAACAGAUUUUAAAUUGCACAAAAAAGAUUUAAUUUACUUCCCAUUCUAUGUCAAGCAAGAUGUCCUUAAUUUUCCACAUUAUUUGAAAUGGUUAAGCCCAUUCCAUCUCAAACAAAAGGUGCAAAAGUAUGAACAUGGUGAAUAUACCUUCCACUCCUUUACUGAUGGUAUUACAUCGAGCUAUGUCACUGGAUAUGUACCUUACAGCUUUGCUAAAUUAUUCUCGUCAUACUUUGUGGGAACCUAUAUUGGGUGGCACUUGAUGUACCUUUUACUGCCGAUUACCAACUUUUCAAAUUUCCUAUUAUAUGGUUUAAUGUUCUCAACCAUUACAUCCGCAAGUGCCACCACUGAGCAAUAUUACAAACCAAUGCUUCAUAAGGAACAUCAUCGAAAGUUUGCAGUCAUGAUCCAUAACAAAUACAUUGCCAACAAGCCACUUCAAAGAAUAUAUGCAAAUGCAUGGAAGUGGUGUGCAAAUCCAUCCGAUGGAAACACUGCUCUUGGUAUCGAGAUUAGUAAAGGAUGUGACUUGUAUUCUCUAUUAGAGUUAGAUCCAAAAAAGUUUGGUCUUUACACACAAGAAGAAAUUAGAGUUCAAUACAAAAAGAUGGCAAUGAUUUAUCACCCAGAUCUAUUUGCAUCCAAGCAACAUGGAUUGAUAUCUGGAAGUGAAACCUCUGGAGAGGUUGAAAAAGAUAUUGAAAACAAUAUUAAACCUGAGCAAUUGGAUGCUCCCAAAAAGGAAGAAGAGGAAUGGACAAAGGAAGAAAUUCUUGAAAGAUUUAAACAAAUUAAUUAUGCAUUUUCAAUACUAGGAGAUCCGUACAAGAGAGAGCUUUAUCACAAAUAUGGAGCUGCUUACUUUAAGUUUAGCAUGUAA
Naegleria fowleri is the source of this 2058-nucleotide messenger RNA. RefSeq lists its product as uncharacterized. The record is from RefSeq and is a predicted model, not a curated record. NCBI's taxonomy places the organism in Eukaryota, Heterolobosea, Eutetramitea, Acrasida, Naegleriidae. The transcript has 3 exons. Gene Ontology annotation, cellular component: nucleus; cytoplasm. Bases 1 to 2058 code for a protein of 685 amino acids. Gene Ontology annotation, molecular function: protein-folding chaperone binding; protein folding chaperone.